UUCUCCGCCUCCCAUCUUGGCUGCCUGGCAUGCGCCUCAAGAGAGUUUCACCUGUAGCCAAGGCAUUGGCGUUAGAAACCUUGGAAGUUCCAUUUGCGCAUACGGAGAAUGGUCUGGCUGCAGGAUCCAUCUCUUCUUGCAUGGUCGCUGACCACUUGCUAAAGCUCGAUGAAAACGACAGCGAUUCAGCCUGGCAGAAGAAAGCGGUAAUGGAAUCUGCAGCAACUGCGUCUGGGGCCGGCACUGAGACGACAGCUGCUGUGGUGAUGAACUUCAUCCUGGCGAUGAUUCUCCACCCCCAUGUACAAGAGAAAGCGCACGAACUUAUUGAGAGCGUGGUUGGCACAAAGAGACUGCCGACGUUCCAGGAUCGUCCGGCCUUGUCCUAUAUUGACGCCAUUUUGCGCGAAUGUUUGCGGUGGCGUCCGGUGUUCCCUCUAGCAAUCAUGCAUGCUGCCGUCGAAAGCGAUGUCUAUGAAGGUUAUUACAUCCCCAAAGGUGCUACGAUCACCCCGAAUGUUUGGGCAAUGUGCCACAACGAAGCGAAAUACCCAAAUGCAUCCGAAUUCAAUCCUGACCGUUUCCUCAACGCGGAUGGUACUCUAACAGACGAUACCGUGAGUGUUGUGUGGGGAUUUGGACGACGGAUGUGCCCUGGUCGCCACCUCGCUGAAGCAUCUAUAUGGUCUGCGAUGGUCUACUUGCUUGCGAUUUUCAAAUUUUCAAAAGCCAAAGAUGAGACUGGCCAAGAGGUCGAGAUUAAGCCACAGUGGCAUGGAGGUAUUACUGUACGACCCAUGCCAUUCCCUUGCAGUAUCACUCCGCGGAAUGCAGAAAUGGAUAUCACGGCCUUGCAGCAUUUAAUAAAAGUAUCCAUUUAGGUCUGUGGUACUCUGUACUGCACAUCGCUGUGGGAUGGGAUGUGGAUGGGGAUAUAUUAUAUUUAUUUCUGUAGAUCUGGUGUAGCACAGGACUACUUAGCGGAUUCGUACUUGGUAGAAAUAGUAAUCUACUUCGAUUACACGGUUCU
Messenger RNA from Suillus paluster, 1030 nucleotides. RefSeq names its product cytochrome P450. The record is from RefSeq and is a predicted model, not a curated record. Bases 30 to 881 code for a protein of 283 amino acids. The transcript is spliced from 8 exons. Gene Ontology annotation, molecular function: iron ion binding; monooxygenase activity; heme binding. Lineage: Eukaryota; Fungi; Basidiomycota; Agaricomycetes; Boletales; Suillaceae.